AUGCCGAAGGUUUGGCGAUGCGCACGCGAUUCGGCACACUAUCGGUCUCACAGCUACCCUCGCCUUGCCCUGCUUCCCCUCUGCGCCCUCCUGGCGGCGAUAGCUGGGCGAGCGGAUGUGUUUUGCCAGCCUCGCCAGCCUCGUGAUUCAGCUCGAGGAGUGCACCUGGCCCGUUGCGCGGAUCCUGAGCAUCACGACAUGGCGGGCUUGCACUUUGCCGAUGCCAGGCAGUCUGGUGAAGUCGGCGGAAGCCCUUCCGCCAGUCAAGCAGUCCAGGCACCAGGCCGCAACUACAACUUCGAAGAGUAUAGGGGCGUCUAUCGCAGGCUGAUUAGUGACGAGACCUGGCCACAAGUACUGCGCAUUGUGGUUGUCGGACCGAUCGGUGACGAAUUUCGUCAGACCGUAGAGGAAGCAACUCCGAAGGUGCUCGGCUGGGAUCCGCUGUCAGUGAUCGUGAGUGAGAGGACGCGGUGGCAAUCACUCAAGCUCGAUGUACGCUUCACGAAUCCAGAUGACUUCUGCGCCCUGCACAGCUACUUGAAGACCAUCGACGGUGUCAAGACUGUGCUGUGA
Molecule: messenger RNA, 576 nt
Organism: Symbiodinium sp. CCMP2592
Lineage: Eukaryota; Dinophyceae; Suessiales; Symbiodiniaceae
Source: the annotation of a GenBank genome assembly